Molecule: messenger RNA, 3442 nt
Organism: Panicum hallii
Lineage: Eukaryota; Viridiplantae; Streptophyta; Magnoliopsida; Poales; Poaceae
Product: copper-transporting ATPase PAA1, chloroplastic
Exons: 17
Coding region: 151-3036 (961 amino acids)
Biological process (GO): copper ion homeostasis; monoatomic cation transport
Cellular component (GO): membrane
Molecular function (GO): ATP binding; ATP hydrolysis activity; copper ion binding
Source: RefSeq, a predicted model, not a curated record
CUCCCGUCCCAAUCUGGCAAUCUCCCUCCCGCACUCGACAGGACGCAACUCCAACCCAUCCCCGCCGCGAGCAACAGCAAUGCUCCGGCCGCUACACGCUACUGCCGCUGCCGCCGCCGCGAGCUAGGCCCUUCCAGAAGCUUCCGGGGGAUGGACCCGGCCACGCCCCUCCUCGCGCUCUCCAAGGCCGUCUCCUCCCGCUCCAAGCCCUUCCUCCUCCGCCGCGGCGCCGCCGGCGGCCGCCUCCCCGCGGCCGCACCGCUCCGUCGCCGUUUCCCCGUUGCCGCCACCGCGUCCUCGUCCGCGCCGCGGGGCCUCGCCGUAUCGGGCGACCUCCUCCUCCUCUCCCUCGCGCGGCUCGCGCUCCGCGGCCCGGGACCGCGCGCCGCAGCGGCGGCGGCGCCCCGGCGGUGGUUCGCGAGCGUCUCGGCCGCCUCGCCGCUCGCGUCGGGUGGUCCUCCGCGCGGUGGGGGCGGUGCGGGGAACGGUGAUGGUGGGGGCGGUGGCGGUGGUGGCGACGGGUGGAAGCGCCCGCGAGCUUCCCAGGGGGCGGGUGUGACGGAGGAAGCGGCAGGGAAGGGAGCCGAUGUCAUCGUCCUUGACGUUGGGGGAAUGUCAUGUGGUGGAUGUGCAGCAAGUGUUAAACGCAUUCUGGAGAGUGAGCCCCAGGUGCGGUCAGCAACUGUUAACCUUGCCACAGAGAUGGCAGUCGUCUGGGCAGUGCCGGAAGAUCAGGAUGUUCAGAAUUGGAAGGAGCAGUUGGGUGAGAAGCUUGCCAGUCAGUUGACGACAUGUGGUUAUAAAUCCAAUCUUCGAGAUUCUUCAAAGGUCAGUUCACAGGCAGUUUUUGAAAGAAAGAUGCACGAAAAACUUGAACAACUGAAACAAAGUGGUAGAGAACUUGCUGUAUCAUGGGCAUUAUGUGCUGUUUGCCUUCUGGGACACAUGUCCCACCUCUUUGGAGUUAAUGUGCCAUUGAUGCACCUCAUUCAUUCCACUGGAUUUCAUUUGUCUCUGUCAAUAUUUACAUUUGUCGGUCCUGGUCGAAGACUAAUACUUGAUGGCCUAAAGAGUCUAUUCAAGGGGUCUCCGAAUAUGAAUACACUGGUUGGUUUAGGUGCUUUGUCGUCCUUUGCCGUCAGCUCAAUUGCAGCCUUCAUCCCAAAGCUGGGGUGGAAGACAUUUUUUGAGGAACCGGUUAUGUUGAUAGCUUUUGUUCUUCUAGGGAAGAAUCUUGAGCAGAGGGCAAAGCUUAAAGCUACCAGUGAUAUGACUGGACUGCUUAAUAUUCUGCCCUCUAAAGCACGCCUAAUGGUGGAUAACGAUGCUGAGAAAUCAUCAUUGGUUGAAGUCCCAUGUGAUACUCUUGCUGUUGGGGACUAUGUUGUAGUGCUGCCUGGGGAUCGCAUCCCAGCUGAUGGUGUUGUCAAAUCUGGAAGGAGUACAGUUGAUGAAUCAAGUUUGACAGGUGAACCUAUGCCUGUAACAAAGACAGCAGGGACAGAAGUAUCAGCAGGAAGUAUAAACUUGAAUGGUAAACUCACUGUUGAAGUUAGAAGACCUGGUGGUGAGACUGUCAUGUCUGACAUAAUUCAUUUAGUUGAAGAAGCCCAGACAAGGGCAGCCCCUGUUCAACGAUUGGCUGACAAGGUUGCAGGGAACUUUACAUAUGGAGUCAUGGCACUUUCCGCUGCUACUUAUAUGUUCUGGAGUAUUUUUGGUUCACAACUUGUACCUGCUGCUAUCCAACAUGGAGGCGCAAUGUCUUUGGCAUUGCAACUUUCGUGCAGUGUUCUGGUAAUUGCUUGCCCUUGUGCUCUUGGGCUUGCCACACCCACUGCUGUACUGGUUGGUACUUCAUUAGGUGCAACAAGAGGACUUCUUUUACGUGGUGGGGAUGUUUUGGAGAAGUUUUCUGAUGUUGAUGCCGUUGUGUUUGACAAGACUGGAACUUUAACAAUUGGUAGACCUGUGGUAACUAAAGUAAUAGCUUCCAGAGACAGGGGAGAUGCAAAUACAAAGGAUUUUGGGGACAACCAAUGGACAGAAUCUGAGAUUCUGAGUUUUGCUGCUGGAGUAGAAUCAAAUACUAAUCACCCGCUUGGAAAAGCCAUCAUGGAAGCUGCAGGGGCUGCCAACUGCAUCAGUAUGAAGGCAAAUGAUGGAUCCUUCAUGGAAGAACCAGGAUCUGGUGCUGCGGCUACCAUUGGUGAGAAACAGGUUGCUGUUGGAACAUUGGAUUGGAUUAGAAGGCAUGGUGUUGUUCACAACCCCUUCUCAGAAGCAGAGCAUUUUGGCCAGUCUGUUGCAUAUGUAGCAGUGGAUGGUGCUCUAGCUGGUCUAAUUUGUUUUGAGGAUAAGCUCAGAGAAGAUUCUCGUCAAGUUAUCAAGACCCUAUCCGAGCAAGGAAUUAGUGUUUAUAUGUUAUCUGGGGACAAGGAAAGUGCUGCUAUGAACGUGGCUUCAGUUGUUGGUAUCCAGGCAGACAAGGUUCUUGCUGAAGUUAAACCACACGAGAAAAAGAAGUUCAUAUCAGAACUUCAGAAAGCACACAGGUUAGUCGCCAUGGUUGGUGACGGCAUUAAUGAUGCUGCAGCACUAGCUUCAGCUGAUGUUGGAAUUGCAAUGGGUGGAGGUGUUGGGGCAGCUAGUGAUGUAUCUUCAGUUGUACUUAUGGGCAACAGGUUAUCCCAGCUCGUUGAUGCUUUAGAAUUGAGUAAAGAGACCUUGAAGACAGUGAAACAAAAUCUUUGGUGGGCUUUCCUGUAUAACAUUGUCGGACUACCCAUUGCUGCUGGAGCAUUGCUUCCAGUUACAGGGACGAUCCUGACUCCAUCAAUAGCUGGAGCACUAAUGGGUUUUAGUUCUGUCGGUGUGAUGGCCAACUCAUUGCUUUUGAGGGUGAGACUGAGUUCAAGGCAGAAGCCAACCAUCCAGGCUGAGACCAGGCAAGAGCCACGCAAAACCAUUUCUAAUGCCCUAUCAGAUACUAAUGUUGAGGCGGAGAAAAAUUACUCCUCGAAAUGGAGUACCUGACUGGGUGGUUCAAAUAUCAGAACAUAUGCUUCAUUUGUUCAUGUUGAUUUGAACGCGCUUCAUUAACACGGGCCACAGGAAGUACAUAAUGGUAGGGUGCCAGUGCCACAACUUGCUAAACGAGUAUGCAUAGAGGAAGGUUGAAUAGUGUGUGUUCUAGCUUCUCUAACUCUCUUGGUCAUUAAUGGCAGUCGGCAGUUGAACAAAGCAAGCAGAUGAGAUCACCUCCCGCAGUUUGGUGGUACUUGCCCCACUGUACUACAACCUUUCAUAGCCGAACGCAGGGGUGUUGUUUUAACGAGCCACCGGCGCUGUAAUUUGUAUUUGCAUUUCUGUUCUGCCUUGCUUUUUGUAUGCUUCUUUCGUUCAUUUUUUCUCUCUCAGCCCUCUGAUUCUUUUUUGUUCA